Messenger RNA from Cuscuta epithymum, 2111 nucleotides. The record is from the annotation of a GenBank genome assembly. Lineage: Eukaryota; Viridiplantae; Streptophyta; Magnoliopsida; Solanales; Convolvulaceae.
GUUAAGGCUUAUUAUCUUUUGUGCUAUUCUAGCAAAACCUUCACGAUACUGGUCUGAUCUUUUAUAACCAGAAACACGUCUGAUCUUCUCCUAAGCGGGACAUUAUAUCUUCCUGUUAUGAAAUUUUGAUAUACGAAUCCGUCACCGGGUAUGUUACCCCCAAUACUAUAUAUGACCCCUGGAAUUGGAUGUAGUUCUAAUAAAUUCACUAGAUUUGCAUCCACUAGGUCUCCUACAUAAUACAGGGUAUCAAAAUAUUCUGCUGGGGUUAGAAACGCACUGGGCUGGCUAUUGAGAAUAAGGGUAAAAAAUUUCGCGAAAUGUUCAUUUGUCAAGAGGUCGGGGGAUAACUUCAGUGAAGUGUGGUUCUGGUUGUUGUCUUGUUGAGAAGAGGUUUCACUCUUUUGCUAAGAAAGUCGUGCAAUUCAUUUGUUGCUCAAUUAAUGAUUGAAGCCAUGUGGAUCAAGGACAUUAAAUGUAGAUCCAUACAGAAUAUUGCUUUGUUUAAAAGAUAGGCUUCCCUUACUGACCCUUCAUCAUGCUGAUUUUCUCUUAAGUCAUCAUCUUCUUCUUCUGUCAAAUCAAAUGCUUCUUCCCCAUCUAUGGAAAUGAUCUGAAGCUUGUAUAUUUGAGCACUGCAUUUAUGACCCGGAUAGUACCCUUCAUCACAGUAAAAACAUAGGUUUUUCCUUCUUCUUUCUUCAAUAUCUCUAGCAGACAAGUUCCUUCUUACCUGAUUAUGUACUCCUUUUUUCUCUCCCACCUGAGUAAUGGAUUAAUGGGUUUUGGCAGUAGUCCUUUGACAUUCUGAGAGACAACAGAUCUAUAUGGAGGUAAUGUAGGUUUUUCAAUAUUUCUGUAAACCGGUUUAUCCCCCUCUCCUCUUCCCCAUUUCUUCAAGGCAUCCAAGCUAUUUUCUUGCAACCGGGCAUAUUCCAUGGCCUGCAUCAAGGUUCUUGGUUUGAAUGCUUUCACAAAGGACUUAAUAGUAGGAUUAAGUCCUCCAAUGAAGCUAUCCAAAAAAAAUUCUUCAGGUAGCCUUUCAGUUCGCUGCAGUAAUAAACUUCUCAGUUGUUCAAAUUGGUCCAUGUAUUCGUCCAAUGAUCUGAACUGUUGAAGUUUAUUGAAUUCUUUAGUUACUGUACUCCCCAAUUCUUCAUUAAACCGUGCACAAAUAUCCACCACAAAUUGUUCCCAUGAAACCUUCUUAUGCACGUAAAUAUAGCUAGUAAACCAAGAUUCAGCACGUCCAGACAAAUAUAAGGAUGCUAAGUCUACCUUCUGGUUGUUACCAAUAGAACAAAGCUCAAAAUAUUUUGCACAUUUUUGAAUCCAUUGACGGGGAUUAAUUCCAGAGAAGUUGGGAAAUUCAAUCUUGGAUUACCUGAAGUUGGGAGUUCUAGCAUGAUUACCUGAAUUUGGUUGAAAAUUUCCGUCGCCAGGGUUUGAAAAGUGCACAGUGAAACUGGAGAUCGUAUGGAUGAAUCUUCGAUUCAGAGAAGCUCUGAUACCAAUUGUAAUGAUCUAGGCUGAAUAAGCGAAAAUCAUUAAAAGCAAAUAGGAAUUCUAAUAGUAAGAAUAGAAUUCGAAUUAGGAUAUUCACAGACUUAGCAAGAUGAAGAAGAAGAUUGAUAUCAAAUAUUUCAGUCAUAUUACAACCCAUGCGUAUGAUUUUAGGAGGGGUUCGGGUGCUGCUAUUUUUGACUGGGAAGAAGAUAUUUUGGGGCGAGUUGGUCAAGAGAAGAACAGAGCAGGGAGAUGCGGUUGUCUGAGAAACAAAGCAUCAAUUGAGGAGUUGAAGAUUUUAGAUUUACAUAUGCACAGUGAACUACAAAGCAUGAAGAUGAUCAAUCAGAAUGAAGCAAAAGAAAAGCAUUUUUGGAAGAAAAUGUGUGUUGUGCUUUUAAUUUUAUUUGUUGGUACUGUUAUGAUAAAAAAAUGUAAUUGGUAGAGAGAUUAGUUCAUAGACUAGUUUGUGGUCUAUGAAAUUAUGUUGAAUUAUGGUAAUGAACGGGGUGUAUGUUGCUGCUGGUUGUUAUUGAUAAUGUUGCUGGUUUUUUGUUUGUCAUAUUUGUCCAUUUUGUUUAUCAAAAUGUUGUUGCUACUACUGA